AUGGCUGCACUCGACAUGAAAACCAGGAAGUAGCUUCUUCCUUCGCUCCUUUGCUUUGAAAGAUGGAGCAAACUCUAACCGAGCCCCGUCAAAAGACAUUUACUUGCCAGUUGUGUGAUUUAAGCAGCCCUUUCACUUACUACGGCCAGAAACCACCAAACACCAGAGCCAUUGUGCUACUGGAGGAGUGUUUUGUGACCCAGGACCCCUUCAGUCCGGACAAGGAGAAGUUCCUGGUGUUGGGCUCUACCUGCAGCCUGUGCAGCAAGUGUGUCUGUGUUGGAUUGGACUGCAGUCUUUUCUACACCAAGAGGUUCUGCAUGCAGUGUGUCAACAAACACUUGGACCAGUUCCCCCAUCAGAUUCAGGCUGAGCUGGCCAAGAAGAAGCAGAGCUCCAAAGCUGCCGUCUCGUGACAUUGAACAAGAGGUCCAAACAAGAACACUCAUUUGAAUGUGUCAAGGUGCUUUACCAGCACUCUUUGUACACACUUACACUGGACCAACACCAUCUGAUAAAUGAAAACACUCUGUAAUUGAUUACUUUUAUUUAAGUGGAAAAUUAACACCAUACAUGCUCAUGUCCAGGAAAGUGAGGCUGCUGCUCUAACCUUGAAGGUGUUAUUUGUUUUGAGAGAGUUUGGUAGAAGCAAGCAGCGGGUGUGACCACUGUUGCCGGACCCCUGAUGGAUUGUGGUUGCGGGCUCAGAGUCAGCCCCGCUGGAUUGCAGCAAUUAAAAAUAUGAUGUCAUGCACUGAUUGUGCACAAUGCCCUACAGUUGCUCAACAAAAGAAAAUUUAAAAUUGUUACUAAUAUUUGAUCACUCAUGGUCAGCCCAAUUCAGCAACUAUUCCAUGCCUCUUACAAACUGUUUAUUACUGUACAAUUAUGUAUGACUCAAAAGAUGUGGAAGUAGUAGCAUCUUUGAAGACUUGUUGCUAGGCAGAUUUAAACACAGAUUCAUGUCUCGAAAUUAAUAGGUUGUCUCCAUUUUAUCUUUAACUUGAUGAACUACGCCUGUUGUGCAAUGUUUUAAUGCCCCCUCUUUAAUACGGACACAUUUUUAUUACUUUUCAGCAACAUAUGGUAACAUUAACAUUUAUAUGAGUAAUUAUCUCUAACCAUGGACACAUUUGUGCUGACAUGAUGCAUCCUUUUUACUAGUGCAUCACUGUUAUCCCUCUCAUCUGUGUGUGCAUGGUCAGAGAGUGCACUGUUGACUUCUGUGGAGUCAAAAAAAUGUUUAUCUGUGUUAUCUUAGCCUAUAAAAAAAGACACAGACAGUGACAUUUCUCUGUUGUUGUCUGACUUGUUUAA
This is a messenger RNA of Epinephelus lanceolatus (giant grouper), 1317 nucleotides long. It is a transcript of the gene cdpf1, whose product is annotated as cysteine rich DPF motif domain containing 1. NCBI's taxonomy places the organism in Eukaryota, Metazoa, Chordata, Actinopteri, Perciformes, Serranidae. The record is from RefSeq and is a predicted model, not a curated record.